AACACAUUUUCUCCUGCAGUCUCAGUCAUUCUGGUUAAUGCUUGUAAGAGUGUGGAUAUGAAAAUGGGAGUGCUUUGCUCUAUGUCCAUGCAGCUCUUGCUGGUAACACUGGCCACUCUGGCUGGGACCUGUCUGGGUGGGUCCGAUGGGCCCCGUGGGGUGGCUCUGCCUUUUGUCUUUGACCCCAAAGCAACGUGUGACCCACCUUGUAAACAUGCUGGCAUCUGCAUCCGAAACAACACCUGCUUCUGCACAAGAGGAUAUGAGGGAGAGACCUGCCAAUAUGCAAACUGUUAUCCGAAGUGUAAAAAUGGUGGCGAGUGUCUUCGACCUGAAAAGUGUAGAUGCCCUACUGGAUUUGGAGGGAAAUAUUGUCAUAAAGUGGUGUGUGACGGUGGCUGCUGGAAUGGUGGCGAGUGCAUUGCUGUAAACGGAAAGGCAAACUGCAUCUGUCCCUCAAGCUGGACUGGCUCCAAAUGCCAAGAUGCGAUAUGUCCACAGGGAUGUAGGAAUGGUGGCAGCUGUGUGGCUCCUGGAAUAUGCAGCUGUCCAGAGGGAUGGAUAGGUGGAGCCUGCCAUACAGCUGUGUGUCAAAAACCGUGCCGGAAUGGGGGGAAGUGUGUGUCACCUAACACCUGUCGCUGUCGAGCUCCGUUCUCAGGCCCGCAGUGUGAGGAGAGGAAGAAGCUCUUCUGAUGUCAUCUGACCUCUGACCUCACUGAUGACUCUUCAAAGUGGUGCUAAAGUUUCAUGUUUGUUUGCUGUACCUCACAGAGCAUGUGUUUUCUACAUUAACAUUGUACAUUAAUUUACCUUUUUUUGUAUUAUUAAGUAGUAUUUUUAGAAAAACUGUUGAAUUUCAAUGUUUCAACAAUUAAAUCAAGAUAA
Molecule: messenger RNA, 888 nt
Organism: Xyrauchen texanus (razorback sucker)
Lineage: Eukaryota; Metazoa; Chordata; Actinopteri; Cypriniformes; Catostomidae
Gene: seraf
Product: Schwann cell-specific EGF-like repeat autocrine factor
Exons: 5
Coding region: 58-696 (212 amino acids)
Biological process (GO): anatomical structure development
Cellular component (GO): cell surface; extracellular region
Molecular function (GO): signaling receptor binding
Source: RefSeq, a predicted model, not a curated record